Molecule: messenger RNA, 606 nt
Organism: Lotus japonicus
Lineage: Eukaryota; Viridiplantae; Streptophyta; Magnoliopsida; Fabales; Fabaceae
Product: mitochondrial import inner membrane translocase subunit TIM8
Exons: 2
Coding region: 109-345 (78 amino acids)
Source: RefSeq, a predicted model, not a curated record
UUGUAUUGACCGUGGUUUCAGUUCACUGGCGUUUUAGGUUUUCAACAUACGGCUGGGAACUGAGUACUAGGGUUUUUGAUUUCUCUUACGAAUCCCUCUCCUCUCUCAAUGGAUCUUUCAGACAUCAAUUCACCCGAAAUGCAGAGGUUCUACUCAGAAGAACAAGAGAGAGCCAUGGUUAAUGAAAUGGUGGCAAAGCUAACAAGUGAAUGUUGGGACAAAUGCAUCACGGGUACACCUGGGAAUAAGUUCAGUUCAAGUGAAUCUAGUUGUCUUUCAAACUGUGCACAGCGUUACACGGAGAUGACCAUGCUUAUAAUGAAUAGGUUUAAGAGCAUGCAAUGAAGAUCAAGGCUAUCAAUAUUCUCAGUUGACCAAUGUAGUCUUAAAUUUCUCCAUUUUCACAAUCAUCAAUCUUAGUAUCAUUAUUACCCAAUAUUUGGUUCUUUUUUGGUUGUCGAGUGAGAAUAUUUAGUUUGCUGAGUUUUAUUUAUAUUUGGUGAGAUUUAUAUGAAUUUUACCGGAUAAGAAAGAGUUUAUUGGUGUGUGAUAUUAGUAUCUCACUAUUUCUCAAAAAAUAAAUAUGUUUUUAUGAUUGUGAUACAA